AUGGACAACCACAAAAAUGGCGGCAACACUGGUGUGGAACUCCCCCGCCCGCCGUCCACCGGCGGAGUAGGAGGAGGAGGAGAACAUGAAGAAGAAGCAGAAGCAGAAGCAGAAGAAGAAGAAGAAGAAGAAGAAGAAGAAGAAGAAGAAGAAGACGAAGAAGAAGAAGAAGAAGAAGAAGAAGAAGAAGACGAAGUAGAAGAAGAAGAUGACGAAGAAGAGGAGGAGGAGGAGAAUCGAUGGGAAGUGGAGGCAAGGGGAGAAGAGGACAACGGACAAGAAGCUGAAAUAGCGGAGGAGGAGGAGGAGGAGGAAGAAGAAGUCGAUUACGCGCUGGAACCCGAUCCUCAUCUACGCGUUUCGAGAAGGCCGUUUACCAGCCUGAGCCAAGUCGAGGCGGACCUUGCGCUCGCCAGGAGGCUACAGGAGCAGGUUAGGGUUUUCUAGCUUGUUCGUAUUUUGCGGUCUUGGAUCAUUUCUUUUCUGCCAUACUGAUGUUGGAGUAUCGCGGCGGGAACACAGGAAAGGGCUUACAUGAUGCUAACAAUGGGAGGAGUGGGUGGUGUUGCCAGUGACUUUGUGGACUCUGAGUCUGGGAGCGAAUACGAGCUUCAUUACGCGGAUGAAGAAGAGGAUGAUAAUUACUCAUUGGACCAUGAAACUGUGAAGAAGAGGAUGAUAAUUACUCAUUGGACCAUGAAACUGUCGAGGAAAGUGACUACAACGAAGAUGCAUCUGGUGCUCGCAACGUCUCCAUUGUCAUGAACCCAUCUGCUUUCGACGAUGAUGAGGCGUAUGCGAGAGCGCUGCAGGAUGCAGAGGAGCGAGAAGUGGCUGUUCAGUUUAUGGCCCUUGCCGGGAUCAAUGAGUGUCAGUGCGUUACUCUUAAUGUUUAAUUUUAACGUUGUCGGUUUUUUAAGUCCAGUGAACUUGGUGUAUGCAGGGAUUUCGGAAGACACAAUAGAACACCGCAGGAACUCUCAGGUGAUUGGGAUUUUUUCCUCACUUAUGUUACCGUACCUAACAGGGAUUCUGUUCAUUUCUUUCUUUGUUAAUGAUUCCUUGUAAAGUCAUUUUUUUAUCAUUGCUGUCCUUGCUUCAGAGCCUUGCAUAGCAUGUGUCAUCAUUUUGGUGGUUCUGACCACACUGCCCCCCCUCUGCAGCAAGUUUUUUUUCAAACAGAGUCGUUUCCCCUUUUUAGGUAUUAUAUGCCUGCUGAUCCAAAAAUAUUCUCCACGAUUUAUGAUUAAUAUUUCUAGCUUGAAUUUUAUCGCACAAAAUAUCUCAACCGAUUGAGCAUUAUCCUUGUGAUUUGAGUUCUUGUAAUGCAUUCUUCAGGCAUUACGUGCAUUAGGCUGAUUCUCUUAGCAUGUUGUUUUUAGUUCUUCACUCUUUCCUGCCUGAUGUUAUUCCAUUCACUGUGUUUUCAUAAGUCUACCAAACGAGAGGGAGACCGGAUACUACUGCUACAGCCCUCUAAGAUGAGAGAAAUACUCUCCUCUUCUGAGACAAUCGUAGCUUGUCCUAUCAUACAGUGUUUCCUUCCUCAAAUCCUUGCCUAUGCAAUGGUUCGACAUUUAUAUUGUUGUGUUUAUCAGCGUCUUGCUAUUUUUUUAAUUUAACUUCGAAAGAAAAAAAAACUCAUACUUUGGGCUAACUGUCCACUUUUUGGGGGAUGAACCUUAGUUGAUAAGAAAUCAACUCUUUGAUAAUUAGAGAUCUCUAUCUAAACCUUUUGAAUAUAGUCAUAAAAUCUUUCCUGGGAGGCUCUCAAUGCCACUGGCAGAACCUCCAGGAAAAUCCACCUGAUUCAAGGAUUUCUUAUGUUCUAUGCUAAUGCCAUCUUCCUUGGACUCCAUAAAUAUGGUCCAAUUAAUUUCGUAGUCCUUUCUGCUUAAAACUUGUGUAGAGUCCCAAUUUCCGUUUUUAAUAUCCAGAUGCUUUCGUUUAUGGAAAAUUUCUUGGAGAUGUUAAGAUACAUCUUGAAUUUCACCUUCUUGACAAUCACUCUGAUAUCAAAUUCUCUCAUUUGUCCCCUGUUCCAGUACAUCCAUUCCAUUAUGGCAUCAAUAAUUCUCCCCUCAAACUCCACUUAUUUAUGGGAGUCUACCUUCAUCCAUCGGCGGAAGCCCAUUUGUGGGAGUCGCUUCCAUGUGUCAGUUGUGUCCGCUUAUUUAUGUUGGACUCCCUAGGGCUUUUCCUGUCAUUGCUUCAUCUGCUUAGGGCUUUCAGCUGUUGACCUCAGGACAUGGUUUUUCCUUCCACCUGGCUUAGUGUUCAUCAUUAUAUGGUUUUCUCUGUUCUUUGUGGGAAUGGUACCAAAAAUGGCUUCUUUACAUGGAAUUGGAUUCUUUAUCUCAAGUUUUUCUCUCCCCACCUUCUGGACCACUUCAGAGGAUUGCUGUGACUCAUGAAAAAUUAAUCGUUUUGUGUUGUUGCCAAGCGUGUGAGGUUUAUCGAUUUGUUCAUAUUCACUCACAUUUGCAACUUUGAUCGUUUCGUUAUCUCUCUCUAUCUUGUUUCCUUGCAGUAUUAGGGUAUUUCUUCCCAAGAUCACUCAUCUUAAUUAUUUUCCUUGUAACAAGGAUCCCGUGUGUAUGAUGAAGAUACACAUAUGAACACAUUUAUUCAUUCAUAUUACAGAAUAAUCAAUUUAAGUUAGUUCGACCUGGAUGAAAAUAUGCUGUUCGCGUCCUAGAGAAUCCAAAACUUGCUUUUCGUAGUCUUUAACAUAUAUGUCUCCAUGUUAGUCGUGUCUCCAAACAAACAAUGGCCGAGCAUCCAUUUAAAUUUCAUAAAUGUUCGCUGAAUUAUAUUAAACAACUGAAAGCUAAGUAUGCUUUUUUUGUUCUGGGCAUUGUUUUUAAACUAUACAUGACUUGAAAUGUCCUUUGUUUCCUCUAACCAGGCUACUGCAUAUGACAAGGAAAAUAAACUUAACUCUUUGAAAUGUUGAUUGAUAUCGUUUUAAGUUACAAAACCUGCUCAUUAUGUCAAGGCGCCUCAAUUUAGUAUUUGGUGGCUUGCCUGCACCUGUGAACUGGGUGCAAUGAUCGUGGAAGCCAAUGGACGAGAUUGCUUGGAUUAUAUAUAUAUAUAUAUAUAUAUAUAUAUAUACAUUGAUUUAUUGUGGAGAGUGCAAAAAGAAAAAAAAGAGGAAAGGAGCACACCUUUUUACCCCUUGACAUGAACUCGUGAAAUUCUUGUUUACCUUUUAUGAUAUGCUUUUCAAGAAGAGAAACAUUUGUGUAUCGUAUGCUUUUCUCUCUCUCUCUCUCUCUCUGUCUCUGUCUCUCUCUUCCCUCCAACAGUGAUCCAAUGCUCUGGGAACUAAUCCACUUAUGGAACAUGAAACAGCUGUGCUGAGCACCCCUAGCAAAUAUCUUACUGUUGCAACCGCUAGUACUAGAAUGCAUUAACUAUUGUUCUCGUCAAAUCUGGAAGAUUUGAUAAUCGAAUUUAAUUGUGAUCAGUGAAAGCCAUUUAACUGAAGUUUUCUGGUGACCUAAAUGAAUUUUCUCUUUUUUUCUUUAGGAUACAUGGUUGGAGGUUGAUCCAGAUGAAUUGUCAUAUGAGGUAUUUAAUCCAUCUUAGCAUAUUUGAUGCCUGGAUUCAACACUUCUUCUUCUAUAUAUGUUGACGUUGUUUUGUCAUUUUAGGAACUUAUUGCCUUGGGUGAAGCUGUGGGAACUGAGAACAGGGGUCUCACUGCUGAUACAAUUGCUUCGUUGCCUUCUGUCAGUUACAAAGCCCAAAUUUCUGAAGAAGGAAGCAACGAACAGUGAGUAAACACUCUCCUCCAUUUGUUUGAUAAAUUUUAUACUGCGAGGAACCUCAUUAUAGACCCAUUUCCAGAUGUGUCAUCUGUCGCCUUGACUAUGCUGACGGCGAGGCCCUAGUUGUCCUUUCUUGCAAACAUCUGUACCACCCUGAGUGCAUUAAUCAGUGGCUUCAAAUAAACAAGGUACCUAUGAAGUUCUUGCUUUUGCCAGAUUUUAGAAUGAUGCCCUGCUAUUUUAUUUUUUUGUGUUCAUUUUCCUCAUUCUGUCACUACCCUUGUCAGAAAAGCUGACUCACCUAGAUAUCAGAGGAUGCUUCGAUUUGUUGACUUUUAGUAGGCUAUGGACUAGUGCUAGUUGACAUCACCAUUAUCACUGCGUUUCGCUGAGAUCUUAGUUGGCGUACAUAGCAGACUGACAAGCUGAUCCCAUAACUUGAGCCUAGAUGCGUACAAAGCAAUGUUGAAGCACACUUAAAUGACACACUGCAGCCUCUCCAUCCCUCUCUGAUUUGUUUUUAAUCAUCGGAUGGAUGGAUAUAUAGAUAAAUUCCACGGUACACCAUUUCGCAUGUAUAGCUAUGCUGCUGCAUAUUAUCCACACAGGGAGCGGUACUGCAUUACUAUCUUAUGCCACAAGUCUAUCAUAAGUCUUUCUUAAUCAGAUAUUCAGUAGUUUCGGUUACUUUUUUUUGUACUGUUGAAGCACUAAAGUAUCAAACUGGUGUUACAAGAUUUUAGAGGAUUCAAAAAAGGGCUUUACCUUCAAUCUUUCCGUUGUAAGCUACUGGAAUGUUUUUUUAUUCGCAUAUUCAUGAACCGUUGGCGAAUUGAUGAAUCGCCUAAGAAUCUCCGCUGAAGCUCUUGUGUCUAGUAAAUGGUCGUGUUCUUCCUUUUGCAGUAAAACACUUGUGCCCAUGCAGGUAUGCCCAAUCUGCAGUGCUGAAGUUUCCACAUCAGAAAAUGCGCCGGAAUGA
This is a messenger RNA of Spirodela intermedia, 4755 nucleotides long. NCBI's taxonomy places the organism in Eukaryota, Viridiplantae, Streptophyta, Magnoliopsida, Alismatales, Araceae. The record is from the annotation of a GenBank genome assembly.